AUGGAGGGAUAUGAUGAAAUCCCCAUCUUGAGUUCGGACAGCCAGAAGGAUAUAGAGAUGGUCAUCCCUCCCAACGAAAAGACCAUCUCUGAUGUGGAUUCCAGACCAUCCAGCGGAUGCGUUUGUGCCUUCUCCAAACAUGUAGAUGAUGUUCAUGAAUUAGAGGAUAGAUCCAAGUCAGCUGUAAAACUAUCUGGGCUGAUGAUUUUCUACUUGAUGGUUAUGACAGUUGAGAUUAUAGGUGGUGUAAGGGCCAACAGCCUUGCAGUUAUCACAGAUGCAGCACAUUUGCUCACCGACGUAGCUGGCUUUGCUGUAUCGCUCUUCACAGUGUGGGCUUCGGGUUGGAAAACCACUUCAGACCAGUCUUUCGGGUUCAGUCGCCUUGAGGUCCUUGGGGCCCUGCUCUCCGUACAACUCAUCUGGCUCAUCUCUGGAGUCCUAAUCUACGAGGCAGUGAACAGAAUCCUUCACAAGCAAGCAGAAGUCAAGGGUGGACUCAUGUUUGGGAUUGCUGCAUUUGGGUUCAUAAUCAACUUGAUCAUGGUCAUAUGGCUUGGUCAUGAUCAUCACGGUCACGCCCACGAUCACGGUCACGGUCACGCCCACGAUCAUGGUCAUAGUCAUCACCAUCACAUUCAUGAUCAUAACAAGAACCAUUUGCCUGCUAGAAAAGAAGACCAGGUAGAAGAGUCAGAGUUGGACCUGGUGUUAGGGUCUCCAAAAAAGGCCAAGUUGCUGAACAUCAACAUCCAGGGUGCUUAUCUUCAUGUAAUGGCUGAUCUAAUCCAGUCUGUUGGAGUAAUGAUCGCCGGAGCAGUCAUAUGGGCGAAGCCAGAGUGGUUGAUUGUUGAUCUUAUCUGCACCCUGGUGUUCUCCACGUUUGUACUGUUCACAACAUUGCCUAUGCUCAUGGAUAUCUUCAACAUACUUAUGGAGAGGACCCCACGCGACAUAAACCUAGUCAGACUGGAGAAUGAUCUGAAGUGCAUCAGAGGAGUUCGAGAAAUCCACGACAUCCACGUCUGGUCUAUGACAGUCGGUAAGCGGAUCCUGACUUGCCAUGUGAUAGCCGAGCCAGAAGCUAGCGCCAGGGAGAUGGUCAAUAGGAUUAAGGAUCACUGUGAGAAAAUGUAUGGCAUUUGUCAUUGUACAAUCCAAAUUGAGGUCUAA
This is a messenger RNA of Linum tenue, 1173 nucleotides long. NCBI's taxonomy places the organism in Eukaryota, Viridiplantae, Streptophyta, Magnoliopsida, Malpighiales, Linaceae. The record is from the annotation of a GenBank genome assembly.